AUGAAAAUACAAACUCAAUCGAGCAUCAUUACAUCAGAUUUGAUGGCAACAAAGAUACAGGAGCUCCCACCUUUCGAUCCACUUUCAGGAGCAUGGGAGUGGACGCCGGAUUCUAUGGAUGUGUGGACAGCAAGAGGACUGGAUGAGAAAUAUCAUCGGAGCGAUGGACAGAAUUUCUAUGUACUUGCAAGAAAGUCAAUACCGCUCAUGAAUGCUGCGUGGAGCGAUCAGCACGCCGAUAACAUUCUCGCCGGAGUGGAGGACAUAGAUCACGAAAAUCCUUGGCAAAAUCCUGAGCAGGAAUUCACAGAACAAGAUUAUCUCGCCCAGGCUGAGAUAGAGCAGUACAUGGCCUCAAUGAACUUGUCAGACGGUUAUCCUGAUGUUCCUUACGAACAACCACAGAACGUCGGCUGGAACGUUUAUGAUGCACAGUAUGAUCCGAUGGCUAGUCAACCAUACGUGGAUGAAUAUUCCUAUCCUGUUAUGAAUUACGACCUGAACAAUGGAUAUCCAGUCCCUGUACAGGAGAAUUGGAAUCUGCCAGUGCAAGCCAUGCCGUUCACGGCUUCAGGGUUCUACCCGGAUGGUCUAUAUGCAGGAAGCCAACCGUACAGUGAAAUAGGAAUGCCGGUGGGGAUGGACGAAAACCAUUACAUGCCGAUGCCUCAGACUCAAAGUCAAGUUUUAUCAAGAGCUGUAAGAGAUGUCAGCUACGGCAAGAUAGGAAACACAUCAGAUAAAGAGAGGUUACCCGCAAAGAGCUCGUCGAACAAGUUGAACGCAAGCUCUCAACCCUACAGCCCUGAGAAGUCGAGCGCGGGAAAAGGUCAAGUACUCUCUGAUGAGUUGACGGCAUUUGUGUCUUCGUUGAAUUUGUCUGCAGCUGAGUCACGGGGUUUGGCACUUGCUCUCAGGAAACAAGGAGUUUCAAGCUUACAAGAGCUCAAGGAUAUGAAGUGGACUCUAACGUCUUCCCUAGGAAUUGACAUUGCGGUGGCUGCAGUUGUCAGCGAACACUUGUAA
Molecule: messenger RNA, 1026 nt
Organism: Guillardia theta CCMP2712
Lineage: Eukaryota; Cryptophyceae; Pyrenomonadales; Geminigeraceae
Exons: 10
Coding region: 1-1026 (341 amino acids)
Source: RefSeq, a predicted model, not a curated record